GAAACUUUGCACACACAACUGAGCACAGACGAACAACUGGAUCAUUCCGAACCCCCCUGUCUUUCUGAAGCCAAUGGCGCCCACCCCUUGGAUAACAAUUUAAAACCCAAACCUCUGGAUGAACCUGAACCCUGUGAACCUCAGCCAGACCCUCAACCAGAAUCUACCAGUGGAAUAAGUGAGACAGAACCUUUCCACACACAAAUGAGCACAGAGGAACCAGUGGAUCACCAGACACCGAUCCUUUCUUCACAAGCUAUUUCUUGUCAACCAGAGUCCUCCAGCAACCCAAACAACACUGGGAGUGAGAGUGAAAUGAUAGAUAUCUCUGGUUCUUCCGACCCUCUUGACGAACCUGAAGACAGCCCUCAUGUUAACCCCUCCACCGCCCCUGUUGUCAUUCAGGCUCCUCCUGACCCAGCUGAUGAGUUCCACACCUCUUCUCUUGCUGCCGUUUCCACACAGGAGACAAUUGAUCUAAACAGUUCCCUUCCUCUGGAAGAACUGGCCGAGGAAAAUCCCCAGAUGACAGACACUGAUUUGCAACAGAGCAAUGACAAUUCAGAGGAGGAAUCCACCAAAGAACCAGAAAGGGACUCUUUCAAAUUGCUCAUCAAGCCUCGUAAUUAUCAGCCAGAAAGCCAAAGGACUGUUGGAGCAACUAGACUAGUGUUAUCAAAGUCUUUCUCCAAUAAAUCUGAUGUGCCCAGAGGGGCUGAGGCCAUGUGUAGGCCCAGUAUUCACAGAGAUUCUGACAUUGAGCUUGACCAGAAGAAUGGGAAUGCCUCAGCUGAGUCCAUGAGUUUAGAGUGUAGAAGUUCUGACUCUGGUCCCUCUGUUAAUAUGGCCACUGCCACCAAUGACUUGAAUAAAGGUGUUCUCCUUCUUUCCUGCCCUAAAGACCCUAGUCCCAACCCCAGUAAUAUCCCUGUUUCUGUCUCUCCAGAGAUCAUCUCAGAACUUGCUGACAAUCUGGCCCUGACCCCUGAACAUUGCCCCAGUGACUCUGCCCAGGAGAACCUGAGGGAAAACACCCUGAGUACUGAUGAGGGGGCGCUGGGAGCUGUUGGAUCUCCACACUCCCCCCUUGCCAUUUCACCCAAAAGGGAAAACUCAGAAACAGACACAAGCAAGGAGAUGGUUCCUGGAGCUGGGGCGUGGUGUGAUGACAGGAUCGGGCUAGGGUUAGGUCUAGGAUUAGGUUCGGGGGCUGAGUUUGGUGUCUGGGGAGCAGGAGAGUCUCUUUCCCUGUCUCUGGGGAAGAGGUAUGAGUUAGAGGCAGAGAGUCUGCUCAUGUGUGACACAACGGGCCAAAGCACACAGACGGCUGUGGUUCCCAACAUGAGCAGUGAAGUAUAUAAAAAUUAUGACAAUGAUCUGGGUUCUGUUCUGGAUGAGGAAGAUAACAACAGUCUGUGUGGAAAGAGGGACCGGAUGGCAGAUGAAGAACUGGUAGAAGAAGAGGGAGCGGCUGAGUCCAACUUGGCCCGUUGGAAGUCCAUUGAGGAGAUCUCAGAAGCAGGUGGAGGAGAGGAUGGAAGCUCCAGAUUCCCAGAGGACGAUGUCAGUAAUCUAAAUCCAGACAAUGAUGGAGAUAACACAGACACAACAAUACAACACACUUGGAAGAAUUCUAACAAUAACAAUGACUCUGCCUUUGACUCUUUGGAAGUAGCCAUGUGUGGAAGUCUGAAUGCUCUAUCAGAGGAAGUGAGACCCCAGAGUGUGAGUGUCAGUGUUAAUGAGUCUGUGUCUAAUAUUCCACUAGAAGAGAUGCCACCUCAGGUUUCUGACACAGUUGCUGAUGAAGAGCAGGAAUCGACAGACGGCUCCAUAAACCAGACAUCAGACACAUCACAGGCACCAUCCUCAAAGGAAGGUGUCUGUAGCAUCUCAGUGCCAUUCGUUGAAACUCACAUGGACCCAGCUGCAACAAAAAACCACUUCGAUUUGGCAGAUAAAUCAAGAUGCCACACUCGUCCAGAGUGUCAGACAAUCACUCCAGAGAGUAAUACAGCAUUUUCUUUGCUACAUGGAUCCUUUGGUUCCUUUACUCCUAAAUGUAAAUCUAAUGACUCCAGACCAAGGAGAGCUUGCAAAGACAAGGUGGAAAAUACUGGUGCUCUGUCAGAACCAGAGAUUGUGAAGCCUCAGACUGAAGGUCAAAAGAAAAGCGAUGUGACUGACAGACUUGUCGAUGAACCAAAGACUAAGGAUACCUUCAAAGAACAGCCAUGUGUUGUUUGUGACUCAGGGGAAGAAGAUGAUGAACAAAAAGUGGAAGAGAAGGGAAAAGAGAGAGGUGAAGAGAAAGAUGAGGAGAACAAAAAGGAAAGAAAAACCUCUCCUGUACAGAGUAGCCCAGAGCACUUUUUGUGUCACACCCCUAAAGGGGAAUUUUGCACAGAUAAACCAACUGCUGCUAAGAAAGGGAGGAGAGGGAGGCAGAACAAGCACAGGGCAUCUCAGAGAGACAGUCACGCCGACUCUAGCCCUGAAUCUGUUGGUGAUCCAAAGAAUGAUGAUCCAUUAAAUACCACAGCAGAUGGGUGGUCAAAGGGGAUUGCAGACAAUUCUAAAACUAAGGCAGGUCGAAAGGCAAACAACAAAGCUUCAUCAGUGGACUGUCAACAGAGGACAUCUGAGACGGACAAAGCAGAGUCUAGUUCACAAAUGCAGGUGGAUAACAGUCCCAGUUUUGAUGUCAAAAGUCCUACCCACGGACACUGCAAUUCAAACAUGCAUACCCCAGACAACCUCAAUGCUGUGGUGGCACUGAACCAAGAAUUACAACAGAAACAGGAAGUGCUUGAUAACAGACCACUAUCUGAUAGUCAGAGAGGAAUUACAGUAGACAUUAAUGACAACAACAUAGAUACUGGCCACAGCACGCUUACCCAGGAUACCAUAUCAUGCUCUCUGACUCCACUUCCUUCCUCACCAUCUCCUGAUUCCUCCUCCUCCCCUAUACCUUGUGCCUCAACAGAGCCAGAGGGAGAUCUUUCCACACCUGUGCAGGAAUCCCAACCUGUCCCCUCAGCUCAGCAACAGUCUUCAAUAUGCCACACCACUCCUACCGUUUGCUCUACCCCCACCCCCACAACACAACAACCCCCAGAUUCCCAAACUCUUCCUAACAACGACGAUGACGACGACGACGACAACGACGACGUCCAGGAGGUCGCCGUUGUCCUCUCUCCAUCAGCUCCAUCUGCCACAAGUGUCUCGUCACCUUCAUUCUUCACUGCCAUGCCGUUAAGCCUGUCCCAGCCUACCCAGGAAUCAUCUACACCUGGGUCAGGGGCUCAAGAUUCAGCAUGUGUUCCAGACUCCAUUCCCUGUCCCCAGUCUCAGUCCUCUUCGCCUAAUCUCAACACCCAGUCUCACAAACAAAUCAAGCAAGGUCGCACAUGGAGCACACAAGACCGGUGCAGAGGUCCGAGUUUGGCUGAGGAGGAGACAGACAGUGAGGAUGAUGGUGGACUGCCUCGACGUGGUCACAGGUCCCAGCCCAGAGGAGUCGUAGGAAACAGAAAUGGAUCGUUGCAGAACGAGUCUGGUCCAUCGAAUAAACGGGAGAUACAGCCUUUCUCUGGCCACCAGAUAACCGACAGGCAGUCGGGCUGUCCAAUCAACCACAGCCAUAAGAUUUCUGAAGAGAUUGACUUAUCCUUCAAAAACAAUUGCUCCAUAUUGGCUUCCUGUAAUGAGUCUGAGAGUGAGGGGUCAGUGCCUGAGCUAGAGGAGCCGGAGCCACUGAGACCAUCAGAGCCCCAGUCUCUCUCCUCUGCAGAUGAAGGGCUGAACAGACCAAAGCAGAGCCGCAGUGAGAAGAAGGCUCGCAAGGCCAUGUCUAAACUGGGUCUAAAGCCGGUCCAUGGUGUGACCAGAAUCACCAUUAGGAAGUCCAAGAGUAUCUUGUUUGUCAUCAGCAGACCUGAUGUCUUCAAAAGCCCUGCAUCAGACAUUUACAUUGUAUUUGGAGAGGCAAAGAUUGAGGACCUGUCACAGCAGGCUCACAAAGCAGCUGCAGAGAAAUUUAAGGUGCCUGUGACUUCUUCUCCCCUGGCCCCACCUGUCCCACCCAGCCUCACCAUCAAGGAAGAGAGUGAGGAGGAGGAAGAGGAGGUGGACGAGGGAGGUCUUGAGCAGAGAGACAUUGAUCUGGUGAUGGCACAGGCUAAUGUGUCACGAGCCAAGGCCGUCCGUGCGCUGAAACACAACAAGAAUGACAUUGUGAAUGCUAUCAUGGAGCUGACCAUGUGAGUGGAGGACAAUUUGAAACCUGAUCCCCCUUCUCCCAGCCUAUAAAGCCUAAACGCCACUGACUCUUCUGUAUCGCUGCUACUGUAUGUUGCAUCCCCAGUAUCUGCCAAAUAAAGUCUGUUCCAACGUGG
Molecule: messenger RNA, 4397 nt
Organism: Seriola dumerili (greater amberjack)
Lineage: Eukaryota; Metazoa; Chordata; Actinopteri; Carangiformes; Carangidae
Gene: nacad
Product: microtubule-associated protein futsch-like
Exons: 8
Coding region: 205-4266 (1353 amino acids)
Biological process (GO): protein targeting to membrane
Cellular component (GO): cytoplasm; nascent polypeptide-associated complex
Source: RefSeq, a predicted model, not a curated record